GACUAUUUUCUUUGUUUGUUUUUAGGGUCCACACUGCGAUUACGCGGACGCAAUGAAAAUGACCAUGAACCAAAAAAGAAAAUUGUCCUUGUUUACCAAACGCCUCAGAGGCGAAACGCUGAACUGAUUCUCAGAUUCUCGACAGCAUGUCCGUUCAAAACACGUUUCAGUCAAAUACUGUGCGCCUAUUGUCAUACAGAGUUCGGUGCUCUGGCCGACCUCCGAUACCACAUGAGGGGCGAACACACGAAUUCGGACUUCAAAAAUGUAUUUUAUAGAGUCAAAGAUAAUUUGCUCAAGAUCGACAUAACUGACCUUAAAUGCAAGAUCUGUUCGCAGAAUAUGCAAGACGUGGAUUCAUUGAUGGCCCAUUUAUUUAGGGAGCACGAGAAGCCGGUGAAGUUUAACGCGAGACACGGCGUGUUGCCUUAUAAGCAGGACGCUGACAAUAACUGGCUCUGCGUGUAUUGUCCUAGGGUAUUCACCGAGUUUAUUCUGUUCAAACGUCACAUAGGAACUCAUUUUAUGAGCGUCAGCUGCGAUAAAUGCGGUACAAUGUUUGUUUCUGAGCACGCGUUACGCGACCAUCAACGCCAAGUUAAAUGCUUCAGAACUACGUACAAGCCGCGCAAUGGAAAAGUUCUGAAGCCGCGAACGAAUGCCGAAAUUGUAUUACAAUGCUCGACGGCAUGUCCGUUUCGAACUUGGAAGACGAAUUUUAAUUGCGUUUUUUGUAGACUGCAAACGAGCGACCCUAAUUUCUUGAGGGUCCACAUGGCGACGCGCCACGCGAACUUUGACGUUCAAGCGGCUUUCUACAAGAAACUAGGUAAAGACUUUCUGAACAUCGACAUUACGGAUCUUCAAUGUAAACUUUGCUUUAUGCCCGUUGACAAUUUUGAUACUUUAACGUACCAUUUAAGAAAUGACCACGAGCAACCGAUCAAUUUAGAUGCUCAGAUAGGCGUACUCCCGUUUCGUCUGAACGACGGCUCGGUUUGGCGGUGCACGAUCUGUCCGAAUGAGUUCAAAGACUUCAUGUCGCUGAAGAAGCACACGGCCGAACAUUUCCAGAACUACGUCUGCGACACGUGCGGCGAAGGUUUCAUAACGGAAUCGGCAAUGGUGGCCCACUCGAAGAUACCUCACGAAAACAAAUACAACUGCAGUAGGUGCGUCGCAACGUUUUCGACGCUAGACGAACGAAAUGUUCACGUUAAGACGCAGCACACGUCGAUGCCGUACAUGUGCGUCUACUGCAAGGAGAAGCCGCGCUUCGCUAACUGGGAACUCCGUAAGCGGCACCUGAUGGAAGUUCACAAUUACAAAACUGGGGCCGAUAAGUACGAGUGCGCGACCUGUCAAAAGACUUUCAAAACGAGAUCGGGCAAAUACAAUCACAUGGCGAGAACGCACAGAAUGAAGAAGGACAGCGAAUUAAACUACCCGUGCCCGACAUGUCCCAAAGCGUUUACGACGAAACUGUUCUUGGACAAACACAUGGCCAAAAAGCACUUCGACGCGUGAAUUUAUUACUAAGGUACACACACGCUCGGGAUAACGUCCCCUCCCCCGAAAAACGAUCAGCCGAAUUUACUAGAAUGAAUUAAUGACGUAUUUCUUUUCUC
Messenger RNA from Bombyx mandarina (wild silkworm), 1628 nucleotides. Its product is annotated as zinc finger protein 26-like. The record is from RefSeq and is a predicted model, not a curated record. Lineage: Eukaryota; Metazoa; Arthropoda; Insecta; Lepidoptera; Bombycidae.